Messenger RNA from Chelonia mydas (Green sea turtle), 2905 nucleotides. RefSeq names its product syntaxin 4 (gene STX4). Lineage: Eukaryota; Metazoa; Chordata; Testudines; Cheloniidae. Gene Ontology annotation, molecular function: SNARE binding; SNAP receptor activity. Gene Ontology annotation, cellular component: SNARE complex; plasma membrane; endomembrane system. Gene Ontology annotation, biological process: intracellular protein transport; vesicle fusion; exocytosis. The coding region runs from base 239 to 1222 and encodes 327 amino acids. The record is from RefSeq and is a predicted model, not a curated record. The transcript is spliced from 11 exons.
CAACUUCCGGUCAGGGCAGAGCAACUUCCGGGACGGAGACUGCUGGGCAUGGGGCGAUAUCCUGUCGGGGCGACCCCACUUCCGGUCGCGGCCCUUGCCUCCUUGGGGUCAGCGACUUCCGGCCCUCCCCGCCGCCCCUGCAUUGCCGGGGCCAGACACGCUUCGGGGCAACUUCCUCUCGGGGCGGAGUUACUUCCGGCGCGGGGUUCCCACUCUUCCGGUGGCGCUCGCCCUGCGCAUGGGCAGAGGGAGGCGGGAGAGUUCCAUAUCGGGCGGGCUGAAGGGGUGGGGGGGGCCCCUACGGCUGGGAGAGACCAUGAGGGAUCGAACGCAGGAACUCAGAGAGGAUGAUGGGAGCUCAGACGAUGAGGGGGCCGAGCGGAUGGUCCUGGUCGUGAAGCCAGGAUCGGCCAAGUUCCAGGAGGAAGGGGAGCCACUGGACGAGUUUUUCCAGACGGCCCAGGGGAUCCGCGAGGCGCUGAAGACCCUGGAGGGGAAGGUGAAGGAUCUGGAAAAGCAUCAGACCACGAUUCUGGCCACCCCGCUGCCGGAGGACAACAUGAAGCGAGAUCUGCAGAGACUGCGUGAGGAGAUCAAGGACCUGGCCAAAGACAUUCGGCGCCGCUUGAAAACCAUUGAGCCCAAGAAGGGCGAGGAGGACGAGAACAGAAAUGCCAUCAACAACCGGAUGAAGAGAACCCAGCACGGCAUCCUGUCCCAGCAGUUCCUGGAGCUGAUCAACAAGUGCAACACCAUCCAGUCGCAGUACCGGGACCGCAACGUGGAGCGAAUCCACCGCCAGCUGCAGAUCACUGGCGGCGGUGUGGUGUCGGACGAAGAGUUGGAGCAGAUGCUGGAGAGUGGCCAGACGGAGGUGUUUGUCUCUAACAUCAUGAAGGACACGCGUGUGACGAAGCAGGCGCUGAACGAGAUAGAGACCCGGCAUGACGAGAUCCUCAAGCUGGAGCGCAGCAUCCAGGAGCUGCAUGACAUGUUCACCUACCUCGCCAUCGAGGUGGAGCUGCAGGGGGAGAUGAUCAACCGGAUUGAGAAGAACAUCCUGGACUCGGAGAACUACGUCCAUAAGGGACACCAACAUCUCACCUCGGCCAGGGAGAACCAGCAGAAAGCCCGCAAGAAGAAGUUCAUGAUCAUCAUCUGCCUCUCGGUCACCGUGGUCAUCGUUGUGGUUAUCAUUGGAGUGGCCAUCGCCACCGGCUAGACCUGCGUCCGGUUUCCGCCCCCUCUCCCCUUGCUGUGGGGUUGGGGCUUGCUGGAUUCGUGAGCGCGGCCCCGUCUUCCAGCGGAACCACUGCCCCCUGCUGGGAGGUUUAUGCACUGAUGGCCGGAGCGAAUGCCGGGUUCAAAUCCUGAUCUUUAAGCACAAGCCAGCCCCUUCCUGUCCAGAACGGUUUCUAUGGACUCCUCGUGUCUCUUGCCUUCGGAGUAGGGGUGAGAUCCACCCUGAAGAGCCUCUGGUUUUCCGAGGUCUGUGAAUUUGUGGCAUUUUGGUCUGACGGUUCGUCCUCCUUGUCCCUCCCCUUUGAGCCUCUUCCUGUUUUGGGCAAUGCCACUUUGCGUGGCAAAGCCCCUCACACUAGCAUUAACUUCAUGCACUAAGCAAGUCAACUUCCUCUAAGCCCACCUCUACCCGGCCAAGCCCACUUCUUGUCUCUUCGCCCCUCCUGCCAGGAUCUACUUCCUGUUUUGGGAAAAUCGGCUUCCUGUGGGCCCUGCCUCUUCCUCUCAGUCUCUACUUCCUGUUAUGGUAACGCCAACUUCCUUUUCGUGCUCCGGCCCCUCCGCUCUGGUGUCAGCGUCCUGUCUCGGGCAGGCCUGCUCUCUGUGGUAUGGUCCAUGCCCCGCCCCCCUCUCCUGUCUCAAAUGGUGCCACUUCCUGUGUACCUGCUGCUCUCCCCAACUCCCCUCCUUAGGGUGGGGGACUCCAUGCCCCAGUGAGGGUAUUGGGGCAUCCUAGGCCCAUGGGCUGCUGUUUGCCGGGGGGGGGGGUGGGGUGUGCCCUCCGACCUCCCCUGCUCACAAUGCCCCAUCACUGCCUUAACGGGAGGUUCCCUCUAGAGGGCAGGGUGGGGCCGGUCUCUGUUCACACUGCCAGUGAGGUAAGUGCCAAUGCAGCAUGGUGGCUUUUCUGGGGUGGGCAUCCUGUCCCCCCCCAGCGAGCCAGGACUCCUGGGUUCUAUCCCCAGCUCUGAGGGGAGGCCACCCUCCCCAUGUCUCUUGUGCCUUAACCCACUGGGGCUCAGUAUUUAAUCAUGAUCCCAUUCAAACCAGUUCCCGCCGCAGUUGACCCUCUCCAUCCCCCAGCUGACUGGCAGGAGGGGCGCCAUUCCACAUGGCCCACUGCCUGGCACCUUUGCCCUGCACCCCCCUGCCCAUGCGCUCCCCCCACUCCCAUCAGCACCUGCUCUACUGCUCUCCUUGGCUCCUCUCCUCCAUCACACUCUCCAUCAGCCCCCAGCCUUAGCACGGCCUUUGACACUGCCUGCGGAAUACCAAGUGGGGGACCUCACCCCCAGGCCUGGGCUGCCCCCUCUCUUCCCUGGUCCAUCCCACCUCUUCAUACACCACCCCCUGAUCCCUGUGGAUGGGGCGGGGGUGUCAACUGACCCAACCCCCCACGGCAAGCCGGAGAAGGGUCUCUGACCUCCUUGCCCCUCCACUUGCCCCCCUGCCAAGCUGGGUCUGACUGACUGGGGCAUGAGCCAGAUUUUAGCUCUCCCCAUUAACCAGGCAGAGGAUCAGGGUUCUUGCCCUAGGUCUUUGUUUUAAUUCUUAACCUCUCAGCUGCAAUAUGGAGUGACCUUUCCCUGUUGCCUCGAUCACUGAAUGUAAUGUGGCCUGACUUGUAUUUUGUAAUAAAAAUGAUAAAUCAUGUUAAAAACGU